Rodentolepis nana is the source of this 7926-nucleotide messenger RNA. NCBI's taxonomy places the organism in Eukaryota, Metazoa, Platyhelminthes, Cestoda, Cyclophyllidea, Hymenolepididae. The record is from the annotation of a GenBank genome assembly.
AUGGAUGCACAAAUCGAAAGACCUCUUCGAUCAACCUUCUAUUCCCCGCGAUAUAAUACUCCAGUGAUCAAUCAUUACUUAUAUGGACCUCAUAAUCCCUCAGUAAUUGGAGGCAAAUUAUACGAGCGAACUCGCAUUAAAACUUUAGCUGAGGAACGUGAAAGAAUUCAAAAGAAAACAUUUACUAAGUGGUCAAACACAUUUCUGAGCAAUGAGUCUAGACAAAUUGAGGACCUUUUCAAGGAUUUAUUUGAUGGAAGAAUUCUACUUAAGCUUAUCGAGCGUGUAUCAGGAUACAAAAUGCCUCCACCAACACCGGGUCGCAUGCGAAUUCACUGUUUAGAGAAUGUUGAGAAAUCUUUGGCAUUUUUGGAUCACUUAAAUGUUCAUCUUGAGAAUAUUGGUGCUCACGACGUCGUUGAUGGAAAUAGUCGUAUAAUUCUUGGAUUGAUCUGGACCAUAAUUUUGCGGUUUCAAAUUCAAAACAUUUCAGUUAUUGAGAAAGUCCGACGUGUUGGCAACGAAGAAGAAGUUGGCCUACGUCGAAACUCAACUGAGGCUCUGUUGUUAUGGUGCAAGGCCAAGACUCAAGGCUAUCCAAAUGUAGAAAUAAGCAAUUUCACAAAUAGUUGGAGAGACGGUCUCGGAUUUGCAGCUCUGAUUCACAGGCACCGACCAGAUCUGAUUGAUUUCUAUUCUCUUUCACUUGAUGAGCCUUUACGGAACUUGCAUAUCGCGUUCACGACAGCUGAAAGAUGCUUUGGAAUACCAAAACUAUUGGAUCCUGAGGAUAUUAUUGUAGGAGAGCCAGAAGAAAAGUCAAUCAUCACCUAUCUUGUCUCAUUUUACCAUUACUUUGCCCUUGAAAAGGUGAACACAGUGCAUGCCAGACGCAUUGAACGUGUUAUACAUCUUCUAAUGCGUUUCAUCAAUGAAGUCAAGGACUACGAGCUGUCCGUGGGAAGGCUCCUUCAAUGGAUUAACGAGAGCAUUCAACGCCUUAAAAGUACACCACUGUAUGGAAAUCUGGACGAUCUUCGAAAUCAGCUAACUCAAUUCAAUCGAUUCCGAAUUGAAGAAAAGCCACCACACUUUUGCGAAAAGGGUGAACUAGAGGUUGCAUUCCUUUCUAUAAAAAAUGAAAUGCUUGCUGUAGGCAUGCGCUCAUAUAUACCUCCAAAGAAGUUGACAAUUUGGGAAGUGAACAAGGCUUGGGAGGUUUUGGAGCAUUGUGAAUAUGAGCAAUGGUUGAAUUUGAACGAUGAAUUAAAAAGACAGGAGAUGCUGGAUCAGCUAUACCUCAAAUUUGAGACAAAGUGUGCCCUAAGGGAAACAUGGCUGUUGGAAAAUCAACAAAUUGCGGAACAGGAGGUGAGUGGAACUAGUCCAUAUGCACUCACCUUGGUUCUGAAGAAACACGAGGCCUUUGAAGCGGAUGUGUACGCCUAUGAAGAUCGGAUUGAGAUGCUUCUUCAAAUUGCAGAUGAAUUAAGACGUUGUGGGUACUUUAGAGAAGAGACGAUCAAUUCAAGAUCUCAGAAUGUUGCAAGUCGGUGGUUGUUCCUCCUGGACACCAUCAAAAACCAACGGGCUCUUAUUCAAGCCAAAAUUUUCUACAUUGAAAGAAAUAUUGAAUUUGAGAUCUUGAUGAAAUGUGGUGAAGAAUUAAGAGAACGCAUUGAUAGAAUUGAGCCUGGAAAUACAGUUGAGCAAGUUCAGCAUGCAUUGCUAAAUAUCGAAACAGUUGAUAAUGAAAUUAAAACCCUAUGUAUACAGGUCGAUAAUCUCUUCAGGAAGCAUCGUGACGCUCACAGUGAGGAAUUGGAAAAAGAAUGGAGUGAUGUGGUGGAGCGAAUUGUACUAUCAGCCGAGGAAAAGAGAAGGAGAAUCAUAUUUGUUGAACAACAAUGCCACCUGCUUCCAGGUAUUGCUCGUUUUAGGGAUUAUGUGAAAACUCGAAUGCACUUCGUGGAAGAAAUUGAGUUCCAGUUUGUAUACACUGUAGCAAAUCGAAUUCGUCGACAAGUUUGCUAUGCUGAGGACGAUAUCGCUGAUAAACAAAACAGUCUCAAAUUGAUCGAUGAAUUCACAUCGGAAUCGAAAUAUGACCGAGAAAUCAAUGACUUUAGGGCAUCAUGGAGAUUGGUCCACACGGUCCUUGACUGUAUCAAAAGUAAGGCCAUCUUUGUUGGUGAUGUUCUUUUCUUGAAUGGGGAAAUUGAAGAUUCAGGUAACUGGAUCACAGAGAAGUCGAAAAUCUUAGACUUAAACGAUUCCACCUCCGUGGACUCAUCAGUUCGUGUCAAUCAGCGAAUACUUGAAGAGGUGGAGGCGUACUUUCAAGUGAUAGAAAAUAUAAAUGAAAAGGCGAUGGCACUAAAGGAAGAACUCAAGCGAUUCGAUUAUAUUCCAAAUGAAUUCAGUCAAAAUUAUGACGCAAGUAGACUUGUUAGAAGCCUAUUAAAUGUUUGCAAUGAAGUGGAAUGUAUCUUGUUUGAAAAGACGCAGAAUCUGUUCGAGAUUUACAGCCUUCUAGUUGAAAAGAUCAAGAAGAAGCAAGCGGUAUUGAUUGACUCCCUAACUGUUGAGCAGUUCUUGAAUAAUUGCAGUCAGACACAUGAGUGGAUAGUUGAGAAAAUUGCGCUUCUCGAUCGCUUAGAGCCUGUUAAUCUUGACACUGUGUACGAGAAAGGCAUUUCAGGUGAAAUGAGUGAGCGACUGGAUUUUAUCGAACGCCGGCUGGGUGAAAUAGAAAAACAGAUGAUUGAGAUGGCUGAAAAGGUAAAAGACGCCAACAAAACGGCAUCAAGUAUAAUUGAAGCCGCACAUAGCGGAAAAAUGGAGGAUGCGGAGGCUGUUCUUUUGAAGGUGACGGAAAAUAGGAAUAAGCUCAGUGAUGCAUGGAAUAAAUUAGCAGAUCGAGUUGAAGAUAGGAGGUUUCGAGUAAACUUGGAUCAAGCAUACCUAUCUCUCGCUCAAGACUGUUUCUUUACAUCUGGCUGGAUUGAUGAGAAGUUGGUGUACUUGAAUAACCAUAUAUGGACGAAUAUUUCAACAAUUAUGGAACUCACUAAACUGAAUAUGGUUCUAAAGUCUCUCAAGUCGGAUGCCAGAGUGAUUAGAGCAAAGGUUGACGAUAUUGCAGAGCAGGUAACAGCUUGUUGUGAAGCCUCAGAUUCCUCCUUGAUUAAGAGACAAGAAUUGCUGCUCAAGGAACACGAUGCUCUGUGUGGAAAGUUGGCUCAAUUCGAGAGACAAAUUGAGGAGUCUGAAAAUAUGCUAACUCUUCAUGGAGGACAUUUACGUUCAGUGCAGUGUCUGGGUGAUUUUUCGAAAUGGGUCAAUUACUUGAAGGAGAAGAAUACAGGAUUUUCAGUUCCUUCCAAUGUUGAGGAGAUUAAGUUAUCGAUGUCAGCUCAAGAGGAAGACCUAGAAGAGUUACUCAAUGCUGAAGAUCACCUAGCGGAACUACUUGGGAGUUACGAAAAAGUGGUGACUGUGUCAGAAGGUGCUGAACCAUCAGGAGAGGACAUUGGCACCGAUCCCGAUCAAAUUAUUGAGGAAUAUGCAUCAACUUGCGAUCUGAUUCGAAGAAAUAUCACCAACCUUGAGCAAAGCAUCGCAGUUCAGGGUUUAUUCACAGAACUUGGAAGUCUCAAGGCGGCAGUGAUUCAACAAGAAGUCUACUUGAAUCAACAACUCCAAAUGGAUUCUCUUGAAGCUGUUCAAGUCCAACAGAAAGAACAUGAAGCCUUCAUGACUCCACUCCUCUCCUAUUGGAACAGGUUCAAUGCAUUGGAUCGUAAAGCCAGAGACCUACUUGGUGCAUUUCGUGGAAGUGAGAGUUGUUUUAUUGGCGAAUUGAACAAUCUUCGAGAGUCUUGGUGCGUUCAACUUUUCCCUUUGUUGACUUCAACCCACAUUGAUGAGACACAUUCGUGUCUAUUAAAACACCCAAAGUUAUUACCACUUUUUCUCAAUAUUUGCACUCAUGAAUGGAGAUCUUGCAUUGGAAAUUUGUGGUCUUCAUAUGAUCAGAUCAGGGUGGUUGAAGAGGCCCUUCUAGAAGGUAUGAAUGAAAUUGAAACGGAUAUCGAUAUGCUUGUCGAUGUUAUAUACAUUGCCGACACGCUUGGCAUAAUGAAACUUGAACUUGAAAGGAACAAAGAGAAGUCCGAUGAGCGCGAACGUCUAUUGAGGGAGAAUCAUAGGCUAUACGAGUUGCUGAACGAUUUUGACGAUAUUGAGGAUUGGAUGGGCGAGAAAUCAUUGGCUCUAAAUCAAGUGGACUUGACAUCUAAACGAGACAUUGCAAGUGCUUAUGCCCAAGUGAAAGCUUUGCAAGAGGAGAUUGAGUCCAGUCGGGAACGUGCCGAGGGUAUCAUUCAGACUGGAAAGGAUCUUAUUGAUCAAUGUUCUCGUGUUGACCGUGUUAUAUCUGCACGAAUUGAUGGCAUCUACGUAAAUUGGGAGUCCCUUCUGCAUCGACUUCAUAGCCAAUUGUUGAGACUGGAGGAAUCUCAUAGGGAGUUUCUACUGAACGAGACUGUUCAAGAUCUGCUACAUUGGGCUGAGAGACUGCUAGCGAAAGUCAAGACCGAUAUUGAAGAUCCUAGUUUGAGCACCUCAGGGUUGACCGAACUUCAACGUCGGUUUGAAGCUCACGAAAGAGAUUGCCAUGAGUACGAAAAGUACUCAGGGGAAGCCAAUGUAAUUAAGGAGCAUACUGAGUCCCUGUCACAAUUUUAUCCUGAUAGAGCGGCCGAUUUUACAGCAGUAAACACAGAGGUGGAGAAGCAAUUGGUGGCAGUAGGUGGGGCAUUAGAAAAACGUGAAGAAUUACUCAAUUUGCACUGCUCGAUUGCUAGUCAUCUGCUUGAGCUCAAUUCGGAGUUGCUGUGGGUGAAGGACAAAUUGAUACAAAUCAGACAGCCUUACGAUGAUUGGACACCGAAACACAGGAGUGCUGUAGGAAAGCAAUUACUUCGGGUUCAACAGGAGAAACGGCGACUAACGAACCAUAUAACGGAAGUGGAGAACCGUGGACCUAGAGUGAAAAAUCUCUGCAUUAGAGUGAAAGAAACCUAUUUUGGUGCGGAAGCCAAUGCUGGUGCGCGAUUGGAGAGCUUUCGAGAAGUUCUUGGUGAGUUGGAACAAGCCUGGUACACCGUUACUCACUUACUUGAAGUUCGCCGUGAGGAGUUACGACUGGCGGAUGCCAUUCACAAGUUUUCCUUCGACGCUUACAAUCUUGAGGCUUGGAUGUCUGAAAGAGAACUCUGUUUACAAAGCAUCAGUGAUCCAACUAAUAUGGACGAGGCGAAUCGAGCCCUGCGCAGGCUGAACGUACUAAAUGAGAGCAUGGCCAAUUGGUCUAACGAGACAAAUCGAAUCAAACACCGCGCCAACGAACUAUCCAAUCAGCUUUCCACUGGUGUGCAGAUCAAUGGCAACUUUGUUAUUGCUCCUCCGGUUACCAAGUCAUUUAUUGCUAAUACUGCAAAGAGACUCUUGGAUGACUUCUCAUCGCUCGGAAGUUCAGUUAUGGAGCGCCGAAAGGACCUUUUGGAGGCUAUCACAUUGCAUGAUCUCAUGCUAGAUAUUAACGAUCUUGAGGACUGGAUAGCCGAGUGUCAGAAAACAGCCAACAAUGUUGACGUUGGAAACGACUUGGAACACGCCUUCAGCCUCCACGACCGUUUCGAUCAAUUUUCUAAACGAACACGAACUGAAGGUGAACGUCGUAUGCGCACCAUGAUCCAACGCAUCGAUCAAAUGAUCCUUCGAGGUCAUCGAAAUCGGUCCGACAUCGCUCUCGCUAAAGAUGGACUCAACGAAGACUACGCUGAUCUCCUAGAAAUGCUCUGCACUCGAAGCCAACUUCUUAAGUCGUGUCUCACUCUUCAUCGAUUCUUUUACGAUACACAGUAUUUGGAGAAUCAAAUCGAAGAUUGCUACCAGUACGUACCAACAGAACCAACCGUAGAAAUGAUAACAGGUCGAAGUAAAAGUGGUGACCACGGAGGUAUCGCAAAUCUCCGGCGAAAGGAGGCAGGAUUGGCGAUGCGAUUGUCCCACAUCAAUGCCAAAUGUGAAACGCUAUCCACCACAGCGAAUAAGCUCUUACCCGCCUACAGUGGUGAAUCCGAAGUACUUCUUAGAGUUCGAAGAGAUUGUGUCGUCAGUGCAGCCCAGGAGCUUGCUUCGAAAGCGAGCGCUCGAAGCCGACUGCUUGCCGAAGCUGUUUGGCUACAUUCCUUUUUUACUACCGCUCAACAUCUCCUCGAAUGGUUAUCUGAAGCAAAGGAUAGGAUGAGUCAGCCUAAUAAUCUCAGCCGUACUGCAUACGGAAUUGAACGACUCAUUGGUGAACACCGUCAACUCUAUGCUGAGCUUGGUGUAAAGGUUAAGCAGGUUGAGGAUUGCCUUAAUGAAGGUCGGUCGAUCUUGUCUAUUGGGACGACACCAACUUCCAUCCAGCCUGAACGAAGUCGACUAUGGAAGGCAUUGACGGCUCCACGUGGAGAAGUUCGGGAAGUUUGUGUGUCUCUAGCGACGGAACGGAUAUUAGCUGAGGCGAUGUGGAGAGAGCGUUGGGUUAGACUGACACUACUCCUGGAUGCACGAUACUUCCUAAGAGAUGCUUCGGCUGCUGAGUCAUGGCUUGGAGCUCGCGAAGUCUACCUUGUGGCUGUGCGACGAAAUAUUGGCGAGAAUCUGGCCGAAACACUUGCCCUAUUAGGUGCUCAUUAUGCAUUUGAACGGGCGUGUGCAUCUGCUGAAGAAAGAUUUAAUGCUCUUAAAAGACUAACCAAGGUAAAAUUUGGAACUUCAGGUUUUUGUGCUAUGCUUAAAAUGGAAAUCCAAGCUCUCGAGUGGAAACCUGAAGAUGUGAGUCGACAAGAAAAGGAGAAACGUGAAAAAAUCCGUCGAGCCAUUCAUGAAUUUCUUCCACCUCCACCGGAAGGUUACCAUAAACUUCCGCCUCAAAUUCCUCCUUCCAUGCCCAAUCGACAACCUCCACCUCCAGCAACCAGAGGAUCGGGUCUAGUCAAACAGGCAUCUCUUGGACCUAUUUCUUCACAGAAAAUUACACUUGAACGAGCCUCUGCUCUUACUAGAACCAUACCGCUGCCUCAGAAACGCAUAUCUAGGUUCCCACUUCCUAAUAAAACUGAACAAGAGAAUGAAAAGAAAGAAAUCAGCAGUCCAGCUAGACCACAUUCACCAUCAAUCUCCAAAGAGUACUUUUAUCCUCGUAGAACCAGAGUCUCCCUUCCAAAGUCGUCACUGGAAGAUCCGAUCACAUCAACCACACCCUUCGAAGAAACAGCAUCCAGCACAAGGCCCCAAGGGAGCUUCCCUAGUACAUCAGCUCACACACCCCCUCCUGAACUGCAAGUAGAGGCAGCUGAACCGGAUAAAACUGUUGAUGAAUUACCCAAAGUUGAGGGUCCGCUAAUUCGAAAAUGGGAGUCAGAUAUUGGAGGCACACGUCAUAGUCGUGGCCGUGGAUGGACGUCAAUUUAUGUCACCUUGAUGGAAGGCAAAUUGCGUUUCUACAAAGAUAGACGCACUCGGCGGGAAAAUGAAAACGAAACACUUCAUGGAGAAAAACCCCUGGAUCUGGGUGGAGCAAUUGCCAUUCCAGCACUUGACUACACUAAACGACCUUUCGUGUUCCGCCUACGACUGUUAACUGGCGCAGAAUACCUCUUCCAAGCUGUGAAUUCUGAAGUGCUUCAACGUUGGGUUGAGGCAAUUAAUGAAUCGGUGAGCAAGCUGGCACCUACUGGUUUCAAAGGUUUCCACGAAAGAUCUCAUUCUCUACCAUCGUCAGCACGGCAUUCUCGUGCGUCUUCAUCAGCUUCUGGAGCCGAAAAGCGUCGGCAUAGUUCACUUCGCCGCGUUCUGAAGCGCUCUUGA